UUAUGGCGCAAAAUGCCAGAGUCUAAUCUGCGCAAUGACAGCAACUACGGGCUGGAUUUCGAGACGCUCAACGACUCCGUCCUGGACCAGAACCUCACAGGGUGCAGGAACUUCACCAUCACGGACCCGCAGGUUGUCGGGGUCGGGAUCUUCCUGUCCGCCUUCAUCCUGGUGGCGUUCGUGGGAAACAUCCUGGUCAUCCUGUCCGUGGUGUGCAACAAGCACCUGCAGAACAUCACCAACUUCUUCAUAGUCAACUUGGCCAUGGCCGACCUGCUGCUGAGCGUCAUCGUGCUGCCCUUCUCCGCCUCCCUGGAGGUUCUGGGCUGCUGGGCGUUCGGCCGGGUGUUCUGCAACAUCUGGGCAGCUGUGGACGUGCUGUGCUGCACCGCCUCCAUCCUCAGCCUCUGCAUCAUCUCGGUGGACCGCUACAUCGGGGUGAAGCACUGCCUGAAGUACCCCAGCAUCAUGACGGAGAGGCGGGCGGCGGCCAUCCUGGUGCUGGUGUGGGUCUCCUCCGUGGUGAUCUCCGUGGGACCCCUGCUGGGGUGGAAGGAGCCCCCGCCCGUGGACGACAGCGUCUGCAGCAUCACUGAAGAGCCGGGCUACGCGCUCUUCUCCUCGCUGUUCUCCUUCUACCUGCCGCUCAUGGUCAUCCUCAUCAUGUACUUCAGGGUGUACGUGGUGGCCCGCAGGACCACCCGGAGCCUGGAGGCGGGGGUCAAGCGCGAGAGGGACAAGUCUGUGGAGGUGGUGCUGCGCAUCCACUGCCGCAGCGUGCUGGGGGACGCGCGCCCCGCCGGCUCCAAGAGCAGCAAGAACCACCCGUUCCGAAGUUCCCUCUCCGUGCGCCUCAUGAAGUUCUCCCGCGAGAAGAAGGCUGCCAAAACCCUGGCCAUCGUGGUGGGCAUGUUCAUCCUCUGCUGGCUGCCCUUUUUCUUCUUUCUGCCCUUAGGUAUGUGCAGGGUGGUCGCCCGCCCCUGGGGGCGAUAAUGUUUUUUUUGCUCUUAUUGCA
Messenger RNA from Nematolebias whitei (Rio pearlfish), 1015 nucleotides. It is a transcript of the gene adra1d, whose product is annotated as adrenoceptor alpha 1D. The transcript has a single exon. The record is from RefSeq and is a predicted model, not a curated record. Gene Ontology annotation, biological process: cell-cell signaling; phospholipase C-activating G protein-coupled receptor signaling pathway; adenylate cyclase-activating adrenergic receptor signaling pathway. Gene Ontology annotation, cellular component: membrane. Lineage: Eukaryota; Metazoa; Chordata; Actinopteri; Cyprinodontiformes; Rivulidae. Gene Ontology annotation, molecular function: alpha1-adrenergic receptor activity. The coding region runs from base 13 to 993 and encodes 326 amino acids.